CUAAUGCACAGUUCGAAACAUAACCCGCCGUCCUAAAAUCCUUCGCUUCUCCCAAACUCGCCCUGGCUGCAGUCUGUGUUACUCGCUUUUUCUCGCCGUCCAUGCCGUAUCUGCCCAGCUCAUUAUCGUCUUUCUCCUUCUCUAUACGCAGAUUAAAAUUUCCUGGAACAUUCUCCAGUAGCUGCAAGUUAACGUCAACGGCACUUGCCUACUUGAAUUCAACUACUUUCUCAGACGACACCCAAUUCAGUUCUUGUGACGAAACUGUAUCAUCCUCGUGCGAUUGCUCCGGGUAUUCUCCUUCAGUGCAUAAUUCAUUUGAGAUAGAUACGUUCAAGGUGGUUGAAACAUUGAACUGUUUGUUAAGAGAGCCCGCGCUUGCAUUGUCCUUCUUUCGUCAAGUGGAGGAACAAGGUUUCCAACAUAAUAUCUCAACAUAUGCGGCACUAAUUAGAAUUUUAUGUUAUUGGGGCUUGAAUAGGAAAUUAGAUUCAUUGUUUGUGGAUCUUAUUGCUCUUUCUAAAGAGUGUCCAGCUUUUGAAAUUGAGGAUUUGUUUGAAGAAAUGUUGGAUGGUUUUGGGGUUGAAGGGAAUCAGUACUCGCUGAGAGCCUUUAAUGCAUUAGUCAAAACAUAUGUGAGUGUUAACAUGUUUGAUGAAGCUAUUGAUUUUUUCUUUAAAACUAGAAGACGUGGAAUUAUUCCACACAUCUUUACGUGCAACUUUCUCAUAAAUCGAUUGGUUAAUCAUGAUAAGGUGGAUAUGGCCCUUGCCAUAUACAGGCAACUCAAAAGGUUAGGCUUGAGCCCAAAUGACUAUACAUAUACGAUAGUGAUCAAGGGGCUAUGUAAGAGAGGUGAAUUGGAAGAAGUAGGUAAAGUGAUGCAAGAAAUGGAGAAAGCUGGGAUGCCUAUCAGUUCCUUUUGGUUUUCAACUUUUGUAGAGGGCCUGUGCAACCAUCAUGGACCUGAUGAGGGAUGUCGAGUGCUUCAAGCUUGGAGAGAGGCCAAUGGCCCAAUAGAUAUGUUUGCUUACACAGCUGUUAUCCGUGGAUUUUGUAAUGAAAUGAAAUUAGAUGAAGCUGAAAGUCUUCUCCUUGACAUGGAAGAGCAAGGGUUGGUUCCUGAUGUAUUUAUUUGUAGUGAAUUGAUUCGGGGAUACUGCAAAAGUGGGAAUCUACAUAAAGCUUUUGCCCUGUAUGAUUACAUGAUUUCAAAAGGAAUAAAAACAAACUGUGUGAUUGUUAGUUGCCUCCUCCAUGGCUUGUGUAAGGCGGGCAGGAAUUUGGAUGUGGUGGAUAAAUUUGAAGAAUUUAAAAAAUCUGGAAUAUUUCUUGAUGCAGUGGUCUACAAUGUUUUGUUAGAUGCCUUGUGUGAACUGGGGAAAGUGGAUGAUGCAAGAGAGGUUCUAGAAGAUAUGAAACAUAAGAAUAUGGUUUUAGAUAUUAAACACUACACAACCCUUAUUAGAGGGUACUGUCUACAGGGUGAACUGAUUCUUGCCUUUAACAUGUUUAAAGAAAUGAAAGAAAAGGGCUUUAAGCCUGAUCUUGUAACUUAUAAUGUACUAGCUUCUGGAUUGUCUAGAAAUGGCCAUGUUAAAGAUACAAUGCAACUUUUAUAUUAUAUGAAGACUCAAGGGGUGACACCAAAUUCUGUUACACACAAGGUGGUCAUUGAAGGUUGGUGUUUAGGAGGCAAGGUUAAAGAAGCUGAGGUUUUUUUUAACAAUCUAGAAGAUAAAAGUGCCGACAUCUAUUCUGCCAUGAUAAAUGGAUAUUGUGAAGCAAACCUUCUCGAAAAAGCGUAUGAAUAUCUUAUGCUGUCAAACCAAGAGAAUGUUGUAGGAAAAGACUCCUGUUUUAAGCUACUAAGUAAACUAUGUGAUGAAGGCGAAACUGAUCGAGCUAUAGGAUUACUGCGGACACUGUCAUCAUUGGGUGUGGAACCUAGCAAAAUAAUGUAUUGCAAAGUCAUAGCUGCCUUGUGCCAGGCUGGGAAUAUGAAAAAGGCCCAUUCUCUGUUUGAUAUUUAUGUUCAGAGAGGAUUUACACCUGAUGUUAAAACUUACACCCUGAUGAUAAAUAGUUAUUGUAAGAUAAAUUGCUUACAAGAAGCCCAUAAUCUCUUCCAGGAUAUGAAGAUCAGGGGGAUCGAACCUAAUGUCAUCACCUACACAGUUUUACUUGAUGGGCGUUUGAAAUCAAAUUUGAGAAAAAAAUCCUCCCUGCGUUGUAAUAAUAGCAGGAAGGUAGAGGUAUUGGAUGUUUCCACCAUUUUGAGGGACAUGCAAGACAUGGAAAUAAAACCAGAUGUUGUUACUUACACUGUCUUGAUUGAUGGACACUUGAAGGCAAAUAACCUUCGGGAAGCCAUUAUGUUCUGGGAUGAAAUGAUUUUCAAUGGGCUUGAACCAGAUACUGUGACAUACGCUGCUCUUAUUUCUGGCUUUUGUAAUAGAAGGGACAUGAAUAAGUGUGUUAUGCUUCUUAAUGACAUGUUUUCUAACGGGGCUGCACCAGACCCACAUACCAUCUCAGCUUUGAAACGUGGUAUUCUUAAAGCUAAAAAGUUGCAAUUUUUUAAGUAAGUCCCUUUGGACUCACUAAGUGGGCAAUAGGUAGGAAUGCCAACUUUUGGCUUUUCUUCUAUCGGCAACAAAUCAAGGAGGGAGAGCUUGCCGUAGCAUCUGCCAAGUUCUUCAUCAUGCCAUCCUGUUUGAAAAGACAUUUUUGUUGGAUUGACUUUGUGAAGAGGAGGAACUAGACUUUUUCAAGCCUCUCGCUCUUUGGCAAGAACGCCUGCAAUGGCUGUCAUCAAUUUAAACGGAAAAACUCAGGGAAGGAAAAUAAAGAAAUUUUUGGAACUCAGCCAUCAUUGCGUUAGCAUGACCUCCAGUUAUCCAGCUACAGAGACCCGAGAAGAAGAGAGGGAAGCAAUGGCCAGGGGUUCAAACUCGUAUACAAUUUUCAUUUUGAUUUGGACAGCCGAGUCUGUGGGAACUCCCAUGGGUUAAUCAGGAAAUAUGGCUUGAUAUGCUGCAAGCAGCGCUUUUUGUAGCAAUGCAAAGGAAAUUGGCUUCAUCAAGAGCCAAAAAAGAGUACUUGAUGCUUAGCAGCGGGAUGGUUUUAACGAUGAAGACAAUCAAUGAUUUGGGGACUUCAAAACAGGAUUUUCACAAGAGGAUGCACAAAGUAGCCGGAGUUAAGGAUCUUUGUUGACGGUUGAGUUAUCUAUAUUGCUGCGUUCCUUGCUUUUAUCUUUGCAUUCUAUUGAGGAAAUAAAGCAUGAGGAAUUAGUUGAUAGAGCUCAAUCAUACUGUGUGAUAUAUCACAGCUAAUCCUACUUAGUGGAAUAAGACUUUAUUGUCGUCGCUGCUCUAAGGUAUAAGAAAUUAGUCGAGGCAGCUGUUUGGUUCAUUGUUGUAUAAGUGUGUAGCAUAGUACUAUUUUUCACCUCUUUUCACUGUGUAUCGCAAGGUUUUCAUGCCCUAAUUUGAUUUGGUAUGAUCUUAACAAAUUGCCACAAGAAUAGCUUGUUACAUUAGGACCAUGUUUUUGCUAUAACAGUUAAGGAAGAAAGUACAAGAAUUACUGUAUAUGAUACACUAACAGUUGAGCAAAAAAAAUAUACACGCCAUGAAAGGAUUCCUAGGGGUACUUUGAUUU
Neltuma alba is the source of this 3666-nucleotide messenger RNA. RefSeq names its product pentatricopeptide repeat-containing protein At2g26790, mitochondrial. Bases 102 to 2588 code for a protein of 828 amino acids. The record is from RefSeq and is a predicted model, not a curated record. Lineage: Eukaryota; Viridiplantae; Streptophyta; Magnoliopsida; Fabales; Fabaceae. The transcript is spliced from 6 exons. Gene Ontology annotation, molecular function: protein binding.